Xenopus laevis (African clawed frog) is the source of this 1255-nucleotide messenger RNA. It is a transcript of the gene antkmt.L, whose product is annotated as adenine nucleotide translocase lysine methyltransferase L homeolog. Gene Ontology annotation, molecular function: protein-lysine N-methyltransferase activity. Gene Ontology annotation, biological process: regulation of mitochondrial ATP synthesis coupled proton transport. Gene Ontology annotation, cellular component: mitochondrion. The record is from RefSeq and is marked provisional. Lineage: Eukaryota; Metazoa; Chordata; Amphibia; Anura; Pipidae.
GGAGGAGUCACAGAUGCAUUUCCGCUGUCACCGGCGCAGGAAUGGAUGAAGAUGCCGAGCAGGAGGGGUUGUCGGUCCUGAGAGGGAAGCCUGUCGGUGGCUGGGGGCUGCUACAGAUUGCGGGGGGCACUGGCCUGGCGGCCUACACUGUGUGGGCUUUAGUGUUAAUGCCCGGCUUCAGGAGAGUGCCCUUAAAGUUACAGGUGCCGUAUAUGCCAGCCAGCAGCAAGCAGGUAUCCAAUGUGAUGACUCUGUUGAAAGGACGUUCAGGGAAGAUGGUGGAUCUCGGCUCUGGGGACGGCAGAAUUGUGCUAGAGGCUGCAAAGCGAGGAUUCCACCCAGCACUGGGCUAUGAGUUGAACCCUUGGCUCGUGCGUCUCUCCUACAUCUACGCCUGGAGGGCUGCUUACCACUCCAGAGUGUCCUACAGACGUGAGGAUCUAUGGAAGGUCAAGCUAAAUGACUGCAGCAAUAUCUCCAUUUUCCUGGCACCAAGUGUGCUGUCGUUACUGGAGUCGAAGCUGCUGGCAGAAUUACCGGAUGAAGCGCGUGUGGUGGCCGGACGCUUUCCCCUCCCAACAUGGACUCCCAGUGCCGUUAUAGGAGAGGGUAUAGAUCGGGCGUGGGCUUAUGAUAUUCAGAGUGUAAGGGAAGCAGUGGGGGGCACACACAGGGGCAGUGACGUGUGAGAGGGUCACCAUUAUACUCCCAUUAGCAGUUACAUAGGAAGCUCUAAUAGAGAGGCAAUGUAUUGGCUUUGGGUCAGCACCUCAGCUGCUUCUGCUCUCCAGUUUUAUAUCUCUCUUCCUCUUCACAUAAACUGACGGAUACACAGAAUCGGCAGUUUUAGGGUUCAGCCAAAUACUGAAUUACAAAAUGUCUUCCAUUCACUGGUCCAGUUCUCACAUGAUAUCAAGGGUUCGGAUUUGGAUUGGGCCGGAUCCCGAAAUGAAUCCAGGACCCAGUGCUUCACUAAUUCCGGUUAGAAACGAGGCCGAAAUGUAUUUACGUUUUAUUUCCUCUCAUUCUGUGCAGCUGACAGAGAGAUUUUAAUUCUGUACAAAAUGGGGGUUUUACCCAAGAUAUUUAUUAUCAUUCAGAAAAUCUCUGUUAUAUUAUAUAUAUACAUUAAUAUUUGACUUUAUAUAUAUAUAUAUUAAUAUUGGAUUAUAUAUAGAUAGUUCUGUUUCUAUUUGGUUGUUUAUUUGCUCUGUCUGCAACUUCUGUCUAUCAAUAUAAACUGUAUCUGCUUUUA